Molecule: messenger RNA, 4891 nt
Organism: Lepus europaeus (European hare)
Lineage: Eukaryota; Metazoa; Chordata; Mammalia; Lagomorpha; Leporidae
Product: complex I assembly factor ACAD9, mitochondrial
Exons: 18
Coding region: 21-1886 (621 amino acids)
Molecular function (GO): acyl-CoA dehydrogenase activity; flavin adenine dinucleotide binding
Source: RefSeq, a predicted model, not a curated record
GCGGAGCGGACGGCGGCAGCAUGAGCGGCUGUGGGCUAAUCCUGCGCACGGCGGCGGCCGCGCGAGUCUGUCGGGCUCUGGUGGCCUUCACGGAGAGCCGGCGCCCGCUGCGCACCAGCCCGCGGAGCGCGACUUUCGCCAAGGAGCUCUUCCUGGGCAAGAUCGAGAAGAAAGGAGUUUUCCCAUUUCCGGAAGUUAGCCAAGAUGAACUUAAUGAAAUCAAUCAGUUGGUGGGACCCGUAGAAAAAUUCUUCACGGAAGAGGUGGACUCUCGAAGAAUUGACCAGGAGGGAAAAAUCCCAGAUGAGACUUUAGAGAAUCUGAAGAAGCUGGGGCUUUUUGGGAUACAGGUGCCGGAAGAGUAUGGUGGCCUGGGCCUCUCGAACACCAUGUAUGCACGGCUGGGGGAGAUCAUCAGCCAGGAUGGCUCCAUCACUGUGACCCUGGCGGCGCACCAGGCCAUCGGCCUCAAGGGGAUCAUCUUGGCCGGCAGUGAGGAGCAGAAGGCCAGAUACUUGCCCAAGCUGGCGUCCGGCGAGCACAUUGCAGCCUUCUGCCUGACCGAACCAGCCAGUGGGAGUGAUGCAGCAUCCAUCCGGGCCAGGGCUGUUUUAAGUGAAGAUAAGAAGCACUACAUCCUCAACGGCUCGAAGGUCUGGAUCACCAAUGGAGGACUGGCCAGUAUUUUUACCGUGUUUGCCAAGACUGAGAUCGCUGAUCCUGAUGGCUCAGUAAAGGACAAAAUCACAGCAUUCAUAGUAGAAAGAGACUUUGGUGGAAUCACCAACGGGAAACCUGAAGAUAAGUUAGGCAUCCGGGGCUCCAACACUUGCGAAGUCCAUUUUGAAAACACCAAGGUGCCUGUGGAAAACGUGCUUGGAGAAGUCGGAGGCGGGUUUAAGGUGGCCAUGAACAUCCUCAACAGUGGGCGGUUCAGCAUGGGCAGCACAGUGGCCGGGAUGCUCAAGAGGUUGAUUGAAAUGACCGCUGAAUAUGCCUGCACGAGGAAGCAGUUCAACAAGAAUCUCAGUGAAUUCGGAUUAAUUCAGGAAAAGUUUGCACUGAUGGCUCAGAAGGCCUACGUGAUGGAAAGUAUGUCCUACCUCACCGCAGGGAUGCUGGACCAGCCCGGCUUCCCCGACUGCUCCAUCGAGGCCGCCAUGGUGAAGGUGUUCAGCUCGGAGGCCGCCUGGCAGUGCGUCAGCGAGGCCCUGCAGAUCCUCGGGGGCUCUGGCUACAUGAGGGACUACCCGUACGAGCGCAUGCUGCGGGACUCCCGCAUCCUGCUCAUCUUUGAGGGAACCAACGAGAUUCUCCGGAUGUACAUUGCCCUGACUGGACUGCAGCACGCUGGGCGCACCCUGACUGCAAGGAUCAAUGAGCUGAAACGGGGCAACGUGAACACAGUUAUGGAGACCAUUGGCCGGAGGCUUCGGGACUCCCUGGGGAGAACUGUGGACCUGGGGCUGACAGGCAAUCUUGGCGUUGUGCAUCCCAGUCUUGCGGACAGUGCCCGCAAGCUCGAGGAGAACGUGUAUUACUUCGGCCGCACUGUUGAGACGCUGCUGCUACGCUUUGGCAAGACCAUCGUGGAGGAGCAGCUGGUGCUGAAGCGUGUGGCCAACAUCCUCAUCAACCUGUACGGCAUGACGGCCGUGCUGUCCCGGGCCAGCCGCGCCAUCCGCCUCGGGCUCCGCAAUCACGACCACGAGGUCCUCCUGGCCACCACGUUCUGCGUGGAAGCUCAUCUGCAGAACCUCCUGAGCCUGUCUCAGCUGGACAAGCACGCACCAGAAAACCUAGAUGAGCAGAUUAAGAAAGUGGCCCAGCAGAUCCUGGAGAAGAGAGCGUACAUCUGUGCCCACCCUCUGGACAGGGUGUCCUGAGGUGCUGACAGCUCCCCCUCCUGCCGCUGCCCCCAGGCCAUGGCCAGUGCUGCACACCGCUGUCUCCUGCCAGGAGGUGGAGAACUUGGGGUUGCCCAGUUGGAACGUUCAUACCCACGCUGCACCUGGAAGGCUUUCUUCUGGCCAGAGGAAGUCCUGCCGCUGUCCAGCAGGAGCCUGGUUUCCACAUGGCGUGGGACGGCUGACACCUGCGAUGGUUUAGAAGCCACCACAGGGGACCUGGGGCUGUGCUGCCACCUUGCUGCCUGGGACUGGCAGGGACCUGUGUCAGGCAUGAAGAGCCCUUGCUGUGAGACCACAUGUUGACAGCUGCGUGUGUGUCAUUCAUUCAGACUAGGAGCAAAGUGCAGUGACAGCAUGUACCAGGAGCCAGGGAGCCAAGAACAUAAAACAUCCCGACUUGUACAGGACUUCGAGCUCUGGCUGUGCUCAUCACGAGGUUCCUGACUCCGCCUUUAGUGCAUGGACCACCCUUUGUCCUCAGCCUGAGCACUGAAGGGCUGGGGCCCAGUGCAGGGCUGCGGGGCCAUGGGCCAUGGGCUCCUUCUCCGGUGAUGGGGACCUGCUGCCCGGUGCACAGCAGCAUCCCCCUCUCCCGACCUGGGGCUGUGCUCCCCGCGUGCGCAGAGGUCACAGGGCGGCUCUUGAGGUGGCACCAGCGGUGCUGGCCUUCCCCUCGGGCUCCUUUCUGCUGCUGCUGGCAGCUGGGAGUGCUGAGGCUACAGAGCCUGCUCUGGGUGCUGCCCUGAGGGGGAGGCAGGCCCGGCUCGCUGAGUCCUCUGCGCUGUGAGACUGCACACCGGCCACUAGGUGGGAGCACUGAGUUGGCCUGGUGGGGCUGGCGUGCUCCCAGGGUCUGGGUAACUUUAAUCUUUGUUUUGUUUUUACGAUUUGUUCAUUUAUUUGAAGGGCAGAAUUAAAAAGAGGAACAGAGAGGGAGAGAGUAAGAUCUUCCAUCUGCUGGUUCACUCCCCAAAUGGUCGUGGAGCUGCACCAAUCCGAAGCCAGGAGCCAGAAGUUUCUUCCAGGUCUCCCACGUGGGUGCAGGCGCCUGAGCACUUGGGCCAUCUUCCACUGCUUUCCCAGGCACAUUAGCAGGGAGCUGGAUCAGCAGUAGAGCAGCCGGGAUGCUGGUCCAACAGGCAGCAGCUUUACCUGCUACGCCAUAGCACCGGCCCCACCGUAACUGUUUCAUCCUAAAGAGGAAGGUUGGGGGCCGGUGCUGUGGUGCUGCUGGUGAAGCCGCCACUUGAGACCCCUGCUUCCAUGUUGUGCUGGUUCCGGUGCUCACUACUUUGCUCCAGUCCACCUCUCUCCUGAAGCUCCUGGGGAAGCAGCAGAAGAUGAGCUUGGGUCCCUGCUGCUUAUGUGGGAGACCUGGAUGGAGUUCCAGGCCCUUGGCUUCAGUCUGGCCCAGCCUCAGCUGUUGCGGCCAUGUAGGGAGUGAACCAGUGGAUGGAGAUCGAUCAAGGGAUCUCUCUGUCUCUCUCCUUCUCUCCCUCUCCCCCUGCCACCUCCCUCCCUCCCCAGCCUUCCCUCUCCUUCUCCUGCCUUUCAAACAAAUAAAUUUUUUAAACAAAUAAGUUGAUAAAUAUGGUGACACUGGAAGUCAUGUCCCAGUGAAGCCGGAAGUUCUGCUUUCAGCUGGGAAGCAGCGGUGGCAAGGAGGCUCUGCACAGAGCUGUCUCCCAUGGACAGCGCUGUGGACAGGAGGCUGCACAGAGCCGGUGUGCAGGGGAGGCUGUGGAGAGGCUGUCAGACCCACCUUCCUCUGGGCAGCCUCUGAAACGGCUUCCGUCUGCACCCGGCUCAUAGAAGGCCCUUGUCAGCCCAGCUUCUCCGUGUGUCCAGGUGGAUCUAGGAGGCCCAGCGGCCAGUUCGGGUCUCCCCCUCUCAUCUGCAGUUUCAGGUUUCUCUCCAACCUGGUGAGAGAAGUGUGGGAGACCUGGAUGGAGUUCCGGCCUCCUGAGAGGCUCUGGCUAUUGUGGCCAUUUGGGGAGUGAACCAACACAUGAAAGAUCACUCUUUGUCUCUCCCCUUUUGUCAUUCUGCCUUUCAAAUUCUAACAAAUUUUUUAAAAAUUUAAAAGUAAAGCUUGGUGUCUCAACAUAAAACAAAUCCACCGAUCAAGUCUCCCGAACAUCCAAAAGCUUGUGACACAGAAUAACAGGUCAAGGACAUUCCCAGACACAUCUGGGGACUGCGUAAGAUGAUGCAACUUUCAGAAAAACCAUCUGGCAGUAGCAAAGAGCCUACAAAAAGUCCCCACUCGCAAAUCACUCAGGACGUGGAGCAAACAAACGGUCCCAGGGUGGAUUUACCUCGGCACCUCCGCGUCCAGCCAGGAGAGGGCGCCGCGGAGCAGCCUCAGGUGCGCGGGCUGCGGAGCCGCUGGGGACCGCGAAGCUGGUUAGGAGCAGAGCUGUGCUGGUUGAUGUGACGUUCAGUGCCGGGCACCUGCCACACUGUAAGAUCUGCGCCUUUUCCGUGUUUCGGCGGACACAGUCACGUCCCUUCCACCCCAGAAAGGGUAUUUGCAUCACCGGCAAAGUUCCUGUGAUUUCUUGGCAAGAUGGUGGAUGAUUUUUGCUUCAGCUUUGUGAAAUAUCUGAAAUGGCUCCAACAGUACUGACUUCACCAAAUUGAGGUGUUUGUUUUCCUCUGGGGCCUGGACUGUCCCCCAUCCCAGCCACCUCCCAUCCCCCAGCUCAAAACAAAGGGGCACUUUGCUCACAUUGAACCUUAGACAAAAACCUUGAGGAUCCAAGUGGAAUAGUUUCAGGGCUGCCUGGUAACAGGCACACAGACAGGCCUGAUCUCCAACCCCCACCCCCACCCCAGGCACGGGGAGCUGAGGCAGACGGGUCCUCUGGCGGCUGCACUGUGGAAAGCCCUGCCCACGACUGGCCCAGCAAAGUCAGUGUUCAGAGGAUUCCAUGCAGGAAAGCAGCUCCUGCACAAUGGGGAUGCGGUAGGGGUGGGUG